Cercopithifilaria johnstoni is the source of this 303-nucleotide messenger RNA. Lineage: Eukaryota; Metazoa; Nematoda; Chromadorea; Rhabditida; Onchocercidae. The record is from the annotation of a GenBank genome assembly.
AUGAAAAGUACAUCAGCUAAACCGAUUGAGCGCUUUGGAAUUUUGCAAGGUUCUUCUUUUGAUUCAAUUGUUGUAGCAAACACUGCUAAUACUGAUAAACAGGAUUCAGAUUCAGAUGUACACGGCUUAUCAAUAUUUGAUAUUGUUGAUGAUGAUCAAUACAAAAUGGAGCCAACAAUGAUCAAUGCUGUUGUUACAAAUGGAAUGUAUGCUACAAAUGGUGCGUUAGAUUAUCCAUCGGUUGGCUCGAGACUAGCAAUGACUAGCACAUUGUUUCCAGUUUAUUCGAAGGGUAGGGAAUAA